This is a messenger RNA of Gracilinanus agilis (Agile Gracile Mouse Opossum), 1846 nucleotides long. RefSeq names its product ETS translocation variant 3-like. NCBI's taxonomy places the organism in Eukaryota, Metazoa, Chordata, Mammalia, Didelphimorphia, Didelphidae. The transcript has 4 exons. Gene Ontology annotation, molecular function: sequence-specific DNA binding; DNA-binding transcription factor activity, RNA polymerase II-specific. The record is from RefSeq and is a predicted model, not a curated record. Gene Ontology annotation, cellular component: nucleus. Gene Ontology annotation, biological process: cell differentiation; regulation of transcription by RNA polymerase II. Bases 281 to 1846 code for a protein of 521 amino acids.
GCAAAUAUUAAAGACAGUGUUUACACUUUGUGGUUUAAAGUCAGGUGAGAGAUAAUUAUGGCUCUUGAAGCUGAUGACCUAGGGACCAUCAUUUGGAGACAUGGGGAUUAACAGUUUGGAGGUGACAAGUUUGGAGAAAGGAGUCUUCUUUAUGCUGGGAGCAGAAAAGAUGGGGAAAAGUAGAGUUGGAAGAAAAUAUGCAAAUAAUCCUAGGCAAGAUAAUAGCUUCUUAAAGUAAUUGUGGCUUGUGUCUCUUUUAACAGUCAGCAGGAGGGAGAAAAUGAAAGCGGGCUGCAGCAUUGUGGAAAAGCCAGAAGGAGGUGGAGGCUACCAGUUCCCUGACUGGGCCUACAAAACGGAGUCAUCCCCAGGCUCCCGGCAGAUCCAACUGUGGCAUUUCAUCUUGGAGCUACUUCAGAAAGAGGAGUUCCGCCAUGUCAUUGCCUGGCAGCAGGGAGAGUAUGGGGAGUUUGUCAUCAAGGACCCAGAUGAAGUGGCCCGCCUCUGGGGCAGAAGAAAGUGCAAACCCCAGAUGAACUAUGACAAGCUGAGCCGAGCCCUCAGAUACUAUUACAACAAGAGGAUCCUUCAUAAAACAAAAGGCAAAAGGUUUACCUAUAAGUUUAACUUCAACAAGCUGGUGAUGCCCAACUAUCCAUUCAUCAAUAUUCGGCCCAAUGGAGUAGUUCCCCAGAGUGCCCCUCCAGUGCCGACAGCCUCCUCACGUUUCCACUUUCCCCCUCUGGACAGCCAUUCUCCCACCAGUGAUGUGCAGCCAGGCCGAUUCUCUACAAGCUCCCUAGCUCCUGGGCAGGAAUCUUUGAAUGAUGGCAGUGAACGAAAAGCAGAUAUUUCAGAGUUGGAGGACAGUUCUACUGACUGGCGUAGGGGUAUGGAUCUCAUGACUUCUCGGAAUUCAGUCACUAGUGGAGGAAUUAGCCACCAGAAGCGCAAGCCAGACAUCAUGCUCCCUCUUUUCACUAGGCCUGGGAUUUAUCCUGACCCUCACAGUCCUUUUGCUGUUUCUCCACUGCCUGGCCGUGGAAGUGUCCUCAAUGUCCCCAUCUCACCAGCUCUGUCCCUUACCCCAACCCUCUUUUCCUACAGCCCCUCCCCAGGUCUAAGCCCCUUCACUGGUAGCAGCUGCUUCUCCUUUAACCCAGAUGAAAUGAAACACUACCUUCAUUCACAAGCCUGCUCAGUUUUAAACUACCAUCUAAGUCCCCGGACUUUUCCUCGUUAUCCUGGGCUCAUGGUCCCACCCCUGCAGUGCCAAAUGCAUCCAGAGGAGCCAGCCCAAUUUCCCAUUAAGCUCCAGCCACCACCAGCUGGGCGGAAGAACCGAGAAAGAGUAGAGAGCAGUGAAGAGUCAGCAGUUACUGUCACUCCAACCAUGGCCCCUACCCCGCCAAGGAUCAAGGUGGAACAACAAACUGCAGACAGAGAGCCUGACAACCAAGAGCAUCCACUAAGAGAAAAGGAAGAGGAGCGCUCUGUGCCCAGUGGGACCAUAGAUGAGGAGGGUGCCUUCUUUGCACGCCCUGCUGCACCCCCAGCCUGGCCCUUGGUCCCCCUCAGCAGUCCAGGCGAAGAGACCCCAGAGUUGAGUGAAGGUAGUGAGGACAAGCCUGGUAAGGAUGCCCUGGCAGUAGUUGAGCCCAAUGCCCCCGAAAAGAAAGAGGAUGCCUUGAUGCCCCCAAAGCUUCGGCUGAAGCGAAGAUGGAAUGGUGAUAGGGAAGCCAGAGAGCUGAGCGAGAGUGGCAAGAUUCAUUGGAAUCUUUCUGGGUCUCCACCCCUCAUUGCUGGACCCAGGGGGGUGACCACAGCAGCCGCUGCUGAUGCUUAG